AUGACAAAACGUAAACAGCAGGUCUCCUUGGACGAUAACGUAUCCGGAGGCAAUAAACGAUCUUCAGCCUCUGUAGGAGGAGAAACAAAUUACAUUGAUCUGAUCCCUAUUGAUGUCUUCAAUGACAUCUUCUCAAGACUGCAGUUGAAGUAUAAAGCAAGGUGUUAUUGCGUAUCGAAGCACUGGUCAUCGAAACUUCCGGCUCCACCAAGGCUCCUUUUCGCCUUCAACGUUGGAUCAAACUUGUUCUUCUACUAUUCACCUCAACGUCAUGAUAUGGAUGCGGGUUCGUUCCUUGGAGCCACUCCUCAUCGCAUGGAUCUCGGCACAAGUUUCUAUAAGUUAUGUCGCCCUCUUCGCGGAUUGGUCUGUAGUCAACAUGUCCGAAACAAGUAUUCAUGGGCUGUGAUAUCUAAUCCCAUCACAGGAGAGUACGUGACCACAACCAAAGUGUCACUAAACGGUGGUUCCGGGUGGACAACGGGAAAAGCAGAGUAUUCUUUGGGAUAUGAUCCAAUAGACAAACAGUUUAAGGUAUUACGUACCACUUGGUGGAGCAAUCCAAAUAACUUGUACGCCACGUAUCACGUUCUGACAUUAGAGACCGGAAAAAAAUAUCUCUCAUGGAGGAGGAUCCAUUGUUGCACACCACAUUCUCCAAUAGAGGAUAAAGAUAACGACAAAGGGAUAUGCAUCAAUGGUGUUUUGUACUAUCCAUCAAUUAGCCACAAGGAAAAACUUACCAUAGUUUGCUUUGACGUUAGGACUGAGAAAUUCAGUUUUACUGACAUUGAUCAAGGCAUGGUAGGAAGACUCCACAGACGACCUUUCAAUCUGAUAAACUACAAGGGAAAAUUAGGUGUUACUGAAGGUCAUGCUAUUUACCCUCCUUCUAUUGAGUUGUGGGUUUUGGAAGAUGCCGAUAAACAUAAAUGGUUGAAGCAUGUAUUUAAUUGGGAUUUGCCACAUCAGUCUCUGAUUGGAGAGAACCAUGUAUGCCUUGCUGGAAUGAAUGGGAGUGAAGAAUUUGUCUUGUCCCCAAUCCAUACACGAGAUCCUUUCUUCAUCUAUUACUAUAAUCUCGAGACGAACACUCCCAAAAAAGUAGGAGUUGAAGUUCCAGUAGUUGAUGAGUCUAAGUCUUGUAGAGUUUACACAUUCCCAAACUUUGUAGAGGAAGUGAAGCUUAUCUAA
Messenger RNA from Microthlaspi erraticum, 1194 nucleotides. The record is from the annotation of a GenBank genome assembly. NCBI's taxonomy places the organism in Eukaryota, Viridiplantae, Streptophyta, Magnoliopsida, Brassicales, Brassicaceae.